AUGCUCCAACGCAUCCUCUCCUUUCUGGCUUCGCUGCUGGGCUAUGUGUUUGGCAACCUGAGCAGCCUCGUGACGGCGACGCACGAGUCGACGCCGACGCACACGGUGCUGCUGCACACGAGCCCUGUCGUGCGCUACCGCGGGCCGCAGACGUACCUGCCCAUCAGCGUGGUGGCGCACAAUGUCGAUGAGCGCGACCUGCGUGUCAACACGUCUGCCGUCGUCGAGGGCAUCCGCAUCACCCUCGUCCGCCGCGGCUGGCGUGCAGGCCUGUUUGGAUGGACGGCCGCGCGCUACCUGGGCGUGCGCACGGACAGUGGGGUCGAGGUGACGCCGGCGUCGGUCAAGCGCUGGGACGUGGCCCACGACGGCGCGGCGCAGGCCGACUCGCUCGACGACUACGACUCGCACAAGCUCGACGACGAGGACGACCCGGCGCCGCUCGAGCUGCCGACGCCGACGCUGUCGUCGAAGCGCCAGACGUCGUUUGACAAGCAGCUCAAGCACCUCGCCAUGGCGCACGGGGUGCCGCCCGGCCACGUGGUGAGCACCCACCUGGUGCGCCUGCCCGUCUCGAGCGGCGACGGCUACUUUCGCCUGUGCCUCCAGGUGCCUGAUUCUGCUGCUGGUGGAAAGCGACGGACAACUUCAGUCACCGCAUACUCGCCCACCUUUCGCCUGUUCUCGCUCUCGCUCUCGUCGGCCUGCCCGCGCGGCUCGUCGGUGCUGCCGCCGACGAUUGUGCCGGAGCUGCUGCUGCGGACGCUGAGCACUGCGCUGCUGGGCUCCCUCUUUGCGCUCUCGCCGCUGGCCCUGCUCGCCGACAAGGUGCUGCCCUCGUCGGUGGGCCGCUGGCUGCUCCGGCGCCUCUACCGCGCCCUGGGCGGCGACGAGAAGCGGGCCCAGGCGAUGCAGCGCUGGAACGCGGGCCAGCGCUGGGAGCAGCUCAAGCGCCUCGUCGACUCGGGCGUGCCCUGGAGCGGCGCGGGCAUCCGCACCGCGUGGGAGAUUGAGCGCGACGAGAAGCGCCAGCGCGGCGGCGUGUCCUUUGUGCGGUAG
This is a messenger RNA of Acaromyces ingoldii, 1059 nucleotides long. RefSeq lists its product as hypothetical. The record is from RefSeq and is a predicted model, not a curated record. The transcript has a single exon. Bases 1 to 1059 code for a protein of 352 amino acids. NCBI's taxonomy places the organism in Eukaryota, Fungi, Basidiomycota, Exobasidiomycetes, Exobasidiales, Cryptobasidiaceae.